GGUUGUGGGGCGUGUUGCAGUUAAUAAAUUAAGCGGAAAUGCGUCUUUAUUUCUGUUUUGCAACUGCGAGGAACGGGACGGUAUUCGGUACUUAAGGCGCUCUAAACUCUUCUUGGGGUGCCCAAAGACCAAGAGAAAGAAUGCUGAAGAAAAUGCACGAAACCACUGACCAGCCUUUUGAUGUCAUGAACAUGGGUGAAGAAGAAUCCCUUCCCGUUUAUCUCCAGCACAUAGGACCUCACCAAAAGAAGAAUCUGAACCCUGUUCCUCCAGAAAGGAGGACACAACAUAGACACCAGCCUAAUGGCAAUGCAGCCAGCAUCUUUUGGCAAGGGGAAGACCAGGAAAUUGGCAGUUCCUCUGAAUUGUUUUCUAGGCCUUCUGCCAAUAGACCUGAUGUAAUCAUUGAAGAGUUUAUGAAGGAAUCAGAAUCUGCCAUCAUUCUGCAGUCACCUGAAAACAAGGCGUCCAAAGCAACCCAAAAGAUGCAAAGUAAAACGAACAUUCAUCACGGUCAAGUUUUUCAGGAGUGGGUGUUUGUAACACAUGUGGCCAACCCAAAUCAUUUCUACAUCCGACGUGUGGCUGAAAAGAGGGCGGGGGUCUUAUUGGCCAGGAAGAUCAAUACUUUUUGCUCUGGAGAGAGGAGAUUCUUUGUCUCAGAUGAUGAUUUGGUGACCGGCUCCACAGUCUUUGUGAGGUGGAAGGAAAACGUGUGGUAUCGGGCAGUGCUGACUGAGAUCUUCAAAAAUGAGCAGGACAAACCAGUGAAUAGAUGCUCAGCGUCAACUGUGUCCAAAGUGCACGUCUUUUUCCAAGACUAUGGCUUUUCCGAACAAGUCUCUCUCUCAGUUAAGCAGGAUGAUGGUACAGACCCAGUUGUCAGACUAAACCAGCAACUUCGAAAACUAGACCUGAUGGCCCAGUCUGUACUGCGUUGUUGGGUCCCCCAAGCUAUCAAGUGUUCAUUAAAGGACAUAGUUCCUGCAGAUCCGAUAAAGGGCUGGGAUCAAAAGGCCCAGGCAGAGUUCUGGCGAGUGGUUGGUACCAAAGCAGUACCAAUGCAGGUGUUUGGACAGGACAACGACACUUUAUUGGUGGACCUAAAGAAUGCGCCCAUGGAUAAAAGUGCUACCAACAUGCCUGUCUCCCUCAGAGAGUAUCUUGUCUUUCUGGAUUUGGCUAGAUUUUAUUCGCCAUUAGACCAGGACCGUAAAAUGGUUUCUGGUGCCAAAAGAUCCUUGCAAUUCUAUCCUCCAGUGCUUCCCAAUGUCGGAGUACAGUUCUGUGCUGUGGUGUGUCACAUUAACAGUCCUUCUGACUUUUACAUCCAAAUGCAGGUUGAUAAUGCAGAGUUUCUGCUGCUCAAUGCCAAGCUGCAAGAAUGUUAUUCCCAGGAUAUUCCAAAGAGGCAAGGCGUCAAGGUGUCCUAUCCACUGACAAAUCAGGCCUGUGUCGCUAUGUUUGAGGACAAGGUUUGGUACCGAGCUCAGAUAAUUGGUUUCCCUGGUGGCAGGCAGGUGGAAGUGAGAUAUGUAGACUUUGGCAACAAGAAGAGUCUGCCUUUAGAUGAUGUAUGCUGCAUAAAGGAGGAGUUCCUUGCCCUGCCAGCCAUGGCAAUUCACUGCUGCCUGGCAGAUGUGGAGCCUCUUCCAGCUAUGAAAAUGUGGAGUGAGGAAUGCUCGGAGAGAUUCCAUAACCUAGUGGGACAGAAGCUAAUGUCUACUGUGGUAACUGAGGUGAACCAAGCACAGCAAAUUUUACUGGUCAGGCUGUUGGAACUUAAUAGCAUCAGUAACAUGACAAUGUCAAGUGACAUUGGGGAGCUUCUCGUGAAAGAAGGCUUGGCUUCUUUCCUCAGUGGAGUGACACUUGAUAAAGAACCUCUAUCGUCAAAGACAACUAUCUGGGACCCUCCAUUCGAAAGCCCUUUGGAGGUAACGGAGGCUGACAUAUCUUCAGAAAAUACUACAGAACACGUGUUUGAAGUUGAUCUUCAUAGUGAACGUCAGCUCUGUGCCUCUGAGCUGAGGGUGAGGGUCACCCAUGUCACUUCCCCAGCUAGCUUUUUUGUGCAGUUUCUGCAGAUGGACAGCAGUCUCAAGAGGGUAUAUAAAAUGUUGAAGGAAGAGUAUGCAUUGUCCAAGCCUCUGCCAGAAGAGUGGAAAGCACAGAUGUACUGUGCUGCCCUCAUCAAUGGCGUCUGGGAAAGAGGGCAGAUCUGCUCUGUAUCUUCCAACAAUGUCGCAGAGGUACUACGCUGCGAUUUUGGAGGCAAAGUGAAACUUCAGCUGAACAACCUCAGGCCUCUUCGACAUCAUCUCAUUGGUAGCCUUGUUCUCGAGUGUUCCCUUUGUGACAUAAGACCUACAGGAGGCGGCACUACUUGGACAGUCACUGCAUGUGAAUUCAUCUCUUAUUACCUAACAGGUGCUCUGGCUAUUAUGACUGUCAAGGACAAGGCCCAGCAGCCAGUCUCUGUUGCUUUAUACUGCCACAGCAAGGCUAGCCAGGAGGUCAGCUUUGCUGAUGUCAUGGUCAGUGCGGGUCUGGCACUUAAGGAGAGGAGACCUGAUGUGGUCUCUGUUAAAACAUCUGAAGGAUCUGAUCAACAAGGAAGUGUAUCAAUGGGGGAAAACCAGAGGCCGUUAUGUUGCAUGUUGUCUGGUCUGCUGGAAGAGCUAAAGACCGAACAUUACAGUCCACCAAAGCUGCCUCAAUGUGGCCUUGUACAGAUGACCAUCACAGCUGUCAGCGAGGACGGGGCUAUCUAUGCUAUGACUCAGGAAGCUGAACAGCAUUUUGUGCAGCUGAAACGGACAUUGCGAUACGUUAAGUCCUUGCCCAGGCAGAAGCCCUACAACUGGAAGCAUGGGCAAGGCUGUGCUGUCAUGGGCUCUGAUGUACUGUGGUACAGAGCAGAAGUGCUUGAGGUCAUUGGUGGACACAUUAAGGUGAGAUACGUGGACCAGGGCUUGGUGGAGAACAUUCCGGAGUGUUAUGUUUACCCGAUGUUGCUGUCUAAGGAAGUGCCCCAAUUGAGUGUACCUUGUCAGUUGCAUGGAGUCAUUCCUGUCGGUGGAGUUUGGCAGAGGGAUGCUGUGGAAUUGCUAAAGGAGUUACUGCAUAUGCGUUAUGUGAACAUGCAGAUCAUGGAGGUACCUGUGGAUCCUAGAGGUCACUUGACAGUUCAAAUUGUGGUAGAUGGGAUAGACCUUAGCAAGUUCAUGGUUCAUCACCAACAUGCUAUCAUGAGGCCCAUCAUCUCAAAAGAAAAGGAUAAUAUGGAGGUGUAUGUCAUUGACCACGACAACUGGGACUGGGACGUAAAUGGCAUGGAGUAUGCAGUGUUGCAGCUUAAAAGGUAUACCUAUCCAAGAAUGCCAGAGAAGGGACAGUGUUUCCCAGUCCAAAUCACACACCUCUGCACUCCCAAUGAGGUUUUUCUCUCUCCCCUUCUGGACAUGGAGGAUUUUGUGGAGGACAGUGAGGAAAACCUGGAAGAAGCUCUUGCGUAUGUGAAUGAGAUGGUGGACAGACUCCAGCCACUCAGUGACUUUGCCAUUGGAAGCCCUUGCUUGGCCAAGUACAGUGAUGGGCAGUACUACAGGGCCAAGAUACUGAGCAUUAAAAAUUAUAACCCAGUCCAAAUCCUGGUGAGGCAUGUGGAUUUUGGCUCUGAUGAUACUUUGUCCACACAAAAGCUACGUCAGAUCCCUUCUGAGCUGUUGCAGUAUCCCUGCAAAGCUAUCAAAGUACGAGUGACUGGGCUCAGGCCCCCUCAUGUCAGCCUGGAGAAGGAAAGAGUCUCGUACUCCCCCGAAUGGAGCAUUAAGGCUGUACUUGAGAUGAUUGACUUGCUGCAUGGCAAAAUUACCGCUUGUGUCAUGUCAACAGGACCUGAAAUUGCUGUGAUGCUGUACAAUGAUGUGGGAGCUCUAGUUCACCGCCCACUAAUAGAAAAAGGGCUAGCCGAAGAAGAUUGAGUCAAGAAGCCUGCAGCAUGUCAUUAUUCAUUUGACACAAUAGCAGGAGCACUUUGUAACAGAUUUAUGCCUAUUUUUCCUUUUCUCCCAGGACCUGACUUUAACAUGCAGUUUAUUUUGAUUAUACAGCUAGAAUCGUUUUGCAGUUUGAUUUGAGUUCCAUGUUUGUGAUACAACAGCCUAUUUUCAAGAACGUGUUUUGUUGCACUUAUGUAUGAAACUUUAUUAAAUGGUUCUUAGCAACUACUGGCUGCAUUAAGCAA
This is a messenger RNA of Brienomyrus brachyistius, 4249 nucleotides long. RefSeq names its product ring finger protein 17 (gene rnf17). The transcript is spliced from 29 exons. The record is from RefSeq and is a predicted model, not a curated record. Bases 141 to 3986 code for a protein of 1281 amino acids. Lineage: Eukaryota; Metazoa; Chordata; Actinopteri; Osteoglossiformes; Mormyridae.